Molecule: messenger RNA, 4639 nt
Organism: Patiria miniata (bat star)
Lineage: Eukaryota; Metazoa; Echinodermata; Asteroidea; Valvatida; Asterinidae
Exons: 8
Coding region: 561-1913 (450 amino acids)
Source: RefSeq, a predicted model, not a curated record
AUUAAGCUAAAAAGUGCAGAGCAGAGUGGCCGGCCGGCCUACGUGCAUUUCCAGCUAGCUAGCGACCUUGCCAGCGCUCUUUUUGUACUCGUCUUCUCUUCUCAAUUUCAGCAAAAUUUUUGGUCUGAAAAUUACGAGUUCAUGCACCAAUGCUACUUGCAAAAUCAAUACAUUUUAACCACUAAACUAUAAUGAGAAUAAAUAACAAACUAUUCACAAGAAAUGUACAAAAAUGAUCGGAAUUUUGGCUCACCAAAGACUCGUCCAACCCCAUUUUUGCAGAUACCGAAAGACGGGGUCAAAGUUGAAGGAAAGUUGAAAAGUAGAUUGAAUACAUUAUCUAAAUAAAUAUUCAUAGCGUCUGGAAAAACACAGAAUGGCUCUUCAAUUUUUGAUAAGUAGAAAUUUAUUUCCUAUCAAUCAAUUUUAUCUCUUAUAAAUAUAUUUAGGGUAAGUAACAGCUAGAAAAAAAGAGAUAUCUAAGCACAAAAUAUCCGAAUAAAUGGAAUUUAUAGGUUUGCGUUUAUUAUGAAUAUUCAUGACUGGAGAACAUUUUCAAGAUGGACGACAUACAGUUGAAUGCGGCGAAGAUUAUUGCUGCACAGAAGAAACGGAAUAACCGGGCCAGGUCUCCUGAAUCAGAAAGCAACUGGGACAGCUCGGAACCUGAGGAUACGCUGCCGAACGUCAGCUCAGAAGAGGAAGUCAGCGUGGUGUCUAGUCGCAGUAGGGGAAAGGACAAGAGUCACAUACCACAAGCACCAAGACAAGACAGCAAGUCUACCAGAUCCCAGUUCCAGCCACACAAACCAGCAAAGUCCAAUCGACUCGCAGUGAACGGGGAACAGUUUUCAAACAAAUCGUCACCGGUCUCUAGCAUCCGAAGUGGAAAGGUGACAAAGGCUGGUGUGAAUGUGUUCAUUGACCACGGUACUGGGGAUUCUUCAGAUGAGGAUGUCUCCGUCGCCAGCAGGAAAUCGGCUCCGCGAAAGGAAGAGCGCCCUCCCUACGAUUUCAGAAAAGCACUCGAUGAUGCUCCAAGAAAUGAGGACCGAGCGUCAGAUCGACCUGGGAAAAGUAGAAAAGGAAAAAUCUAUGAUCCAAUGCCUCCAUCAGGCCACAGUCCUCGAUCAGACCAAACGCAACUCAUUGUGGACGCCCCUGACCGUAGGAAAGCCACAAAGAACAAAUGGAAGGUGAACCAGGGAUUUCAAGAAGACACGGAACAUCCAGCCACGACGACAGACAACAACAACCUUGGAGAGUUGUCACCAAGGGAUGCUACCAUGACAACAAUGAUGUCGACCACUGCAUCAGACGUCCGACUGACGCAGAUGGAGAAGAGCAUGAUGGGAAGGGUUGAGGACGAGGUCGACGUCAGAAGAUACGAUGAGCCAAGGAUGCAAGGGUCACACUUACUUGUCCAAGAGAACACCCAUAGGUAUAUAUACCACUACCAACAUGGCAACACAAAGUACUACGACACCCGUCCAGUCAGGAAUGAUGUGUAUAUGACAGGCAUAGCUGACAAGUCGGAGAAACUUGUCCGUCGCGGUGUGCAGGAGUUCUUUGCCGCUCUACGCAUCAUCGUUGACUUUCUACUCAUAGUGAUACUCGAGCUUCUACGUUUCCUGGCCUAUAACGUCCUCGGUUUGCUCUUCGUCGGACUUCUGACCACGUUUGGCGAUUAUUUUUUCAAGCCUGUCCUGGCGGCCUUGUUCAACAGUAUCCUUCAGCCCCUGGCAGUGUUUCUGUACAACACUGGUGUUGCGCUGAAGACAGUAUUUGAUCCCUUGAUCGAGAUUAUACGGGGAUUGUUCAUACAAGUUGCAAUGCUGCUGAGAGCGUUAAGGUUGGUGGAGGUAAAUUGGAGGGCGGGGCCUCGAGAUUUAAGGGGCGUCGAGGAGGUUUAACCCUCACCCUCCAAUUAGUUUCUUAAAAAUCUGGUUCGAGAUUUUAGAGUUCUUUAACCAAGAAAAGAAAAAAGGUACGCGAAGGGCGGGGAGAAAGUUCAACACGUUUAACAGUUGUAACCAUCACAAAAAUGGUAGUAAUGUACUAAUGUAGGUUAAGGCUCCUAUUUUAUGCACACAAUCGUUAUGUACCUGUAUUGUAAAACACACAUGUGCAUGGCGCCCAGUUGGGGCGUCAUGGAUGAAUGGGCAUGCCAUCGCGACGCAUAAUACAAGGUACGGAUAAUACAAGGCUGUUUUAAUAGUCCGCUGGAGCUCGUAUUAACAGUCCUAGACUGCACCACCACGAGAAUAAACAUUGUAAAUAUGCAAAUCAAAUGACAUUCAAAUACAGAGGUAAGUGUUCUAAGCACACAGGUUCAUGUAGCGCUACACGCCCAGCACAUUAUAACAUGGGGAUGAGAGAGAGGGGGAAGUCAAUGUGCUGUCGAAAUACAGGGGUGUCGGAACAAAUCUGCAUAACAAUAGAGACAUGUGUGAGGUCAACUUACCCUUGGCCACAAGUUUUCUUGGCCCUGGCCCUCUAGGUCAUGCAUUCCGCUUUGCAAUUUAAUGCAGCCACUAGCUAGGAUGAUCCUAGUGUUAUGUUUAAAGCGCUAUCUGUAAUGCUAGGGAGUGCUGUACAUCCAAUGGUUACAGUGUUCAACUCACAUGCCGUGGUACGUCAGUUCAUACCCUGACAGGGAACGUUGUGCUUGUGUUCUUGGGAAAGACACUUUCACUACAAUUGCCUCUCUCCACCCAGGAGUAGAAAUGGGUACCUGUGUAGGGGGCGUGCAUUCCGCAUGCCCCCCCCCCCCCCCCCCCCUUGGCUAGUGAUAAGAAUAAAGGGGUUGUAGGGAUUAACAAAGAUCCGUGACACGAAUCUUUUCAUUACACACAAAUUCUUUCCACUACUUGUGCUUUUACGUUUGUAGUUUGAAACAGGGUGUGGUAUCGUUAAGUAUAUAUAGCUGUAACAUCAGAAAUUAUAUUUUAAAGACAUUUUCACACAUUUUGUUUAUGUUUCACGUAGAUGUUGUUUGUAUUGUGUAAUAAUUGAUCUUAUUUCAAUAGAUUCUUGAAUGCAAGUUUGUGUGAUCAUAUAACAGUUACUAUACAUUUAAAGAUAUCAAUGCUGAAGUUUUUCAUCUGUUUAUCUCUUUUAUACUUUCACAGUAAAUAAGCAAUGUUUUGUUUUAGUAAGCUUAAAAAGAAAAUAUCUGGGGCUGAAUAGGUGUAUUUUUCUCAGUCGAAGAGUCUAAUUGAGUCACAUAAUUUCAUAUGGAACUAUUGUAUUAAAAAGUUGGACUUAUAAGUAGAAUGUACACUAUUUGGUUCUCUGUGGCCAGGUCUUAGGAUUUUUUAUUGAUUUAAAUUCUUUUUUCAAAGGAACCACAUAGGAAUAUUAUAUUUUUUUUAAGAAAGAAGGAUUCAAUCCUUUUGAACAAAGAAAUUGACUGGAGCGGGUUUUGCACCCGCGACCUCGGGAUUGCCGUUCCGGUGCUCUACUGAGGAUAUUGAGAAUUUGGGAAAUGCCAUCAUAGGGCUGGAUAGCUCGGUUGGUAGAGCGCCGGAACGGAAUCCGGAGGUCACAGGUUCAAAUCCCGCUCCAGUCAAUUUCUUUGUUCAACCUUAACUUUUUUUUUUUAACUACGAGGCCCUAUUCAUUGGGGUGAGGUUUCCAACCCCACAAAGUUUGUUAUUUUUUUCUAAUAUUUUUUUAAUUUUAAAAGUGGUCGCAGAAACUUGGAACAAACCUCACUUAUUUUUGACAGAUUAACUUAAUCCCAUUUUAUAUUGCACCCUAAAAUUUCUCUCAAGUUUCACAACUUGAAUACUUUUUACCAAGCAAAGCUUGAAAUGUUUGGAAAUUUACUGUUGACUAACUUUUCAAAGUUUCUGGUAAUUCCUGAAUUUUCCCUGAAUCCAAAAAAAAAAAAUCCCAAUUUUUUUUAAAUACAACAUUUUUUUCUGAAUAUCACGUCCUGUGUUUUUUUUUCAAACCCCGCUUCGCCCAACCACAAAUCUAAACAAUAAAAUGUUCUAAGCUUAUACCGUUAAAAGUUGAUGUUUUGUUAUUAAAGUACCAGUAGCUAGUGAAGUUUCUGUCCGUCCUAGUAAUUAAGUUUAUCACUUCCAGUUGAUAAUUAGCAGCUUGUUAAAGCAGUUGUUUUAUAUUUCUAGUUUCUCAAAGUGAAACUAGUAUUUAUAUAUUAUAAUUAGGUAUAUAAGCAUCGUUUCUGUUUUGUUGUGUGCUAUUCUAAACUUCAAAGGGUACCGGUAUCUCAAGUGUGAAAGGAAGACAAACACACACCUCUAUAUAUUAUUCGAAGAAAAAAAGCUUUAUUUCAUAUUUGUAUUCAUACAAAGUUUAGACACCUCUUUUUGUUCAGAGGACGGUCAUUUGAUUUAUUUGGCCCCUGAAUUUUUUUUUUCAAAAGUUACAUUUCUUCACCUUGAAAAUGCCUCAGGUUUAAAGCUUAAAAAUAAAACACUUUCAAAGUUUGCCUCAUUUGUAUACAAAAUUGUUUUAUAUGUUUUAGACGUUAGGCUGAAACAUUGUUCUUAUCGUUUGUUCACUGUCAAAAGGUUUUGUUAUGAAACAAAAUCUCAGAAUUAAAUAGUUUUAUAUGUAUUCGUGUUGGAAAGUUAUAUUUGUGGCAAUAAAACGAACAAUUAAUGUA